UCAAGGUCAUUUAAGAUUCGUUCAUAGGUCGUCCAUGUUCUUUAGUCUCGGGCAGCAUCAUUGAAGUUACGUGUAGAUAUAAGGUCACUCUAAUUAUAACACCUAGAUCUUUAUGGUCCAUUACUAAAGAUAACACAAAUCUACACACUGUUUAAUUAUAUGGAUCAUUGCCGUUAUUUAAUUGCAUGAAAACUCUUGUUAGACUAAACUUCUGACGACUACCUGUCCGUCCAUGCAACCAGUGAAUCUAGGUCACCCUGUAAUAUUCUAUCUGACAUAUUGUGCAUUGAUCUCACAAUAUUUAUGUCAUCUGCGAAGAGUGGAAUAAAUGGCUUCGCAACAGUUAGUAAGUCAUUUAAAUAAAGUUGAUAAAAGAGGAUCGGGGAUUGUACUUUGGGGAACUCCACUUUUUACAGAUUACCACGCCGAGAGAGUUCCAUUUACAGCAGGUGCUCUCACACAAACAACUCGAAAAUUCGAAUAUCAUGCUGUUUUGUUCGAGCGUUCUUUAUAAGUCGUGAAGUGAGUCCAAUGUAUCAUGGCUUCAUUCCUCUGCAAGCAAAACUCUUUAGUGCUUUUACUAUUGUUAUUUCUUCACAACUAUUAUGUCAUUUUUUUGCACACAUUGUAAUGUUCCAUUUAAUGUUAUAAGUGACUCUAAUAAGUUUAAACAAGGUUACUUUACACUAGUCCACUCAGUUGUUAUAGGGUCAACAUGUGUAAAAAGAAAGAAGUAUAAGAAUUUGGAUGGAAUUUUUCCAUAAACAUUAUUAUUUCUUGUUUUGUUGCUUGGAGUUUUCAUCACAGGAGAAUCAUUAGUUCAUCCCUAAAGAGAACCGAAUUUAUUUAUUCUUAUUGUUAAGAUGCACUUAUUAUUUCGUUUUAGCUUUUUGCACCUACAGAUAACAUGUCAUCCGACGGCACUAAAAAACCAUCUGAUGAUAAGAAAAAGCUACCCGAGGAUAUUAAAAAGUCAUACUCGUCUAGAGUCAAUUUUAUGGUUCAAGAAGCUUCUAAACUUGAAGUUUCUGGCAUUUCACAAUUGUACAAUUGUGUUCGACAACGUAUGAUGGAUGUUGGUUUAUUAGAGGACAAUCGAAAUCUUAGAAAUUCCAUUGAUGCUCCAUGGUUAGAUGAUGAAGCUAUACAAUUAAAAUUAUGCUAUCAAGAAGCUGUCUCUCUUUGGACAACAUGGCCAACAUCUGCUUGUGCUGAACGAAUUAAAUCAAUUCGUCAACAAUUAAAUACAAAAUUACUUGAUUUACGUCAAAAAUGGGAAGAGAAAAUCAAUAAUUGUCGUACAAUGGAUAGUAGAAAUGCUGAAAAAGUUUUAAAAUUAAAUGCAGCACAAUACAAAGAAUUAUUAUUAUUUGCAUCUGGUCACAAACAACAACACCAACAAAAUAAUGGUCCACCAUAUUGUUCAAUGCCUGUUUCCUCUUCUUCAAACAAAAGAUCCCAUCAUAAUUAUCAUCCAUAUGAUUUGAAUCGAAAUCACCAUUAUCAUCGUCAUCAACGUCAUCAUUAUCAAGAUUCAUUAAAUAUUCCACGGACUAUGAUGAAACAAUCUGAUUGUCAACCAUUUAGUUAUUAUAUUCCAAAUGAUAUGAAUAUGACACCUCAAGAUAAUCGACGUAUUCAUGGGGUAGAAUAUCAAAAUUAUUUCCAUCAAUCAUAA
Schistosoma rodhaini is the source of this 1678-nucleotide messenger RNA. The record is from the annotation of a GenBank genome assembly. Lineage: Eukaryota; Metazoa; Platyhelminthes; Trematoda; Strigeidida; Schistosomatidae.